AGCGUAAAGCUCCAAAUUUCGAGCCAAAAUGCACUUCUUCCCAAUCCUCCUCCUAUCAAUCCUACUGAUUCUGAUCUCCACUUGCUCAUCAACCUUGGUCAACAACUCUCCGACCGCCGCCUUCGACACUAACGCCUAUUCUGAGCUCAACGCAAAGGCAAAAGCUUCGAUGCGUCGGUUGGCCGAUAUUCUGGACUUCGAGAUGUAUCAACGACGUUUGUCGGCGGCUCCCGACAACUCAUAUUAUUAUCAAAUUUCCCCGCCACAUCAUCAACGCAUUUCCUCACUUCCGCUGACCAUUUUCCCGCUGCCAGACAAACGAUUGCAUCGGAUAGGCGGAAAUAUUGUUAUGGGAAAAUAAAAUGACAUCUUCUUUGGCUACAAACACACUAAUACUACUACUACUACUGAUGAUGAUGAUUAUUAUUUGUAUUGUUAAUUGUAUUAUUAUUAUUCAUCUAAUUAAAUAAUAUUAAUGAUAUAAUACAACUGAAUAAUAAUAAUAAUAAUAAUAAUAAUAAUAAUAAUAACAUGUUCAAUAUGUCUUAUGAAGUUUGAAUAAAAAAGUGUAUAGU
Molecule: messenger RNA, 575 nt
Organism: Caenorhabditis elegans
Lineage: Eukaryota; Metazoa; Nematoda; Chromadorea; Rhabditida; Rhabditidae
Gene: nlp-69
Product: Neuropeptide-Like Protein
Exons: 2
Coding region: 29-361 (110 amino acids)
Source: RefSeq, marked reviewed